This is a messenger RNA of Beta vulgaris subsp. vulgaris (sugar beet), 5271 nucleotides long. RefSeq names its product myosin-6. The transcript has 40 exons. Gene Ontology annotation, cellular component: vesicle; cytoplasm; myosin complex. Gene Ontology annotation, biological process: actin filament organization; vesicle transport along actin filament. The record is from RefSeq and is a predicted model, not a curated record. NCBI's taxonomy places the organism in Eukaryota, Viridiplantae, Streptophyta, Magnoliopsida, Caryophyllales, Amaranthaceae. Gene Ontology annotation, molecular function: ATP binding; microfilament motor activity; actin filament binding. Bases 315 to 4856 code for a protein of 1513 amino acids.
CUUUUUUCUUCUUCUUUCUCUCUCCUUUCUUUCUUUCUUCUUCUUCACAAAAUCACAACCCCCUUUUUUUUUUCUCUGGGAAAUUAUUUUGAAAUCUCAGUUUUAGCAGAUUUUAUUACAUUUUUGGGUUUAUUUUUCUGCUGAAAAGAAGAAAGAAAUACAAAAAAAGAUUCUUUUUCUUAUUGAAGGAAAGUUGGAGUGUAAAGAAUAGAGAGAAACAUUGUUUAGUGGAACUGGGUUAUAAUUUGAUUUGGGAGGAGAGAGAUUUCCAGAUCGAAAAGCAACCAGGGUACCUUGAUCCGAAUUAAAGCAAAAUGGCUGCAUCAGUUAGUUUUGCUGUCGGAUCUCUUGUUUGGAUUGAGGACCCUGAUGAAGCUUGGCUUGAUGGUGAAGUGGUUGAGACUAAUGGCGAGAAUUUAAAGGUUCUUUGCACUUCUGGAAAAACGGUUUUAGUUCAUGCAUCAAAUGUGUACCCUAAGGACCCCGAAGCCCCCCAGUGUGGGGUGGAUGACAUGACAAAGCUGGCUUAUUUACAUGAACCUGGGGUAUUGCAGAACUUGAAAUCUAGAUACGACAUCAAUGAAAUAUAUACUUAUACUGGAAACAUUUUGAUAGCUGUAAAUCCUUUCAGAAGACUGCCUCAUUUGUAUGACAUACAUAUGAUGGAACAAUAUAAGGGGGCGGGUUUCGGAGAGCUUAGUCCACAUCCUUUUGCAAUUGCAGACGCUUCCUACCGACUUAUGAUGAAUGAAGGUAUCAGUCAGUCAAUUCUGGUCAGUGGGGAAAGUGGGGCAGGUAAAACAGAAAGCACGAAAUUACUUAUGCGUUAUCUUGCUUAUAUGGGUGGUCGAGCAGCUUCAGAGGGAAGAAGUAUUGAACAGAAAGUUCUGGAGUCUAAUCCUGUUCUGGAAGCUUUUGGCAAUGCCAAGACUGUCAGAAAUAACAACUCCAGUCGCUUUGGGAAGUUUGUGGAGCUUCAAUUUGACACGAAGGGAAGGAUAUCUGGAGCGGCAAUAAGAACAUAUUUAUUGGAAAGAUCACGAGUGUGUCAAUUAUCUGACCCGGAGAGAAAUUAUCAUUGUUUCUACAUGCUUUGUGCCGCACCAACAGAGGUUGUUCAAAGAUACAAGCUUGGAAAUCCGAGAACUUUUCAUUAUCUGAAUCAAUCUAAUUGUAUUGAGUUGGAAGGGCUUGAUGAUGGCAAAGAGUACCUUGCAACCAGAAAGGCAAUGGAUGUUGUUGGAAUUAGUCCUGAAGAGCAGGAUGCAAUUUUCCGGGUUGUGGCAGCUGUUCUUCAUUUAGGGAACAUUGAAUUUACAAAGGGGAAGGAAAUGGACUCAUCUCAGCCCAAAGAUGAGAAAUCCUGGUUUCAUCUGCAAACGGCUGCUGAGCUUUUCAUGUGUGAUCCAAAGGCAUUAGAAGAUUCUCUUUGUAAACGUAUAAUGGUUACUCGUGAUGAAACCAUCACCAAAUCUUUGGAUCCAGAGUCUGCUACCCUAAGUAGAGAUGCCUUGGCUAAAAUUGUAUACUCUAGGCUGUUUGACUGGCUUGUUGAUAAUAUUAACACUUCAAUUGGUCAAGAUCCUGAUUCAAAGUUCAUAAUUGGAGUGCUGGAUAUCUAUGGAUUUGAGAGUUUCAAGACAAACAGUUUUGAGCAAUUUUGCAUUAAUUUAACAAAUGAGAAGCUUCAGCAACACUUUAACCAGCAUGUCUUCAAGAUGGAACAGGAGGAGUAUGAAAAAGAAGAAAUUAAUUGGAGCUACAUUGAAUUUAUUGAUAAUCAAGAUAUUCUGGAUCUCAUUGAAAAGAAACCUGGUGGAAUCAUAUCUCUUCUGGAUGAAGCUUGCAUGUUCCCAAGAUCAACACAUGAAACAUUUGCCCAAAAGCUGUACCAGACGUUUAAAAACCACAAGCGUUUCACCAAGCCUAAAUUAGCUCGCAGCGAUUUUACCAUCUGCCACUAUGCUGGUGAUGUUACUUAUCAGACUGAACUGUUUCUGGAUAAGAAUAAAGACUAUGUUGUUGCUGAACACCAAGCGCUUUUGAGUGCUUCCAAAUGUUCCUUUGUAGCAAAUCUAUUUCCUCCUUUGCCCGAGGAUUCUUCUAAGUCAUCAAAGUUUUCAUCAAUAGGUACUCGCUUUAAGCAACAAUUGGUAUCGCUUCUUGAAACGCUGAGUGCAACUGAACCACAUUACAUACGCUGUGUGAAGCCAAAUAAUGUUCUUAAGCCAGCUAUUUUUGAGAAUCAGAAUGUCCUUCAACAGUUACGCUGUGGGGGAGUCUUGGAGGCUAUUAGGAUAAGUUGUGCUGGAUACCCUACUAGAAAACCCUUUUUUGAGUUUCUGGAUCGCUUCCGGAUUCUUGCACCGGAAGUCUUAGAUGGAAGCUCUGAUGAAGUGGCAGCGUGUAAGAGGCUUCUUGAAAAAGUGGGACUUGAAGGCUAUCAGAUUGGAAAGACAAAAGUUUUUCUCAGGGCUGGUCAGAUGGCUGAUCUGGAUGCUCGAAGAAGUGAGGUGUUAGGACGAUCAGCAAGUAUCAUUCAGAGAAAGAUACGUUCCUUUCUGGCCCGCAGAAGCUUCUUUUCUCUUCGUCGUUCAGCAAUACACAUACAAGCUCUAUGUAGAGGACAACUUACUCGUCAUGUGUUUGAGGGCAUGAGGCAAGAAACUGCAUCUUUGAAAAUCCAAACAGCUUUGCGGAUGCAUCUCGCAAGAAAAGUGUACAGGGAUGUAUGGUGCUCUUCUAUAUCCGUUCAAAGUGGUAUGCGUGGUAUGGCUGCUCGCAGUGAGAUCCGUUUCAGAAGACAAACUAAAGCUGCAAUAAUUAUUCAGAGCCACUGCCGCAAAUUCUUAGCUCGUGUGUGGUACUUGCGAUUGAAGAAGGCAGUGAUAAGCACCCAAUGUGCAUGGAGAUGUAAAGUUGCUCAUAAAGAAUUACGAAAACUCAAGAUGGCUGCACGGGAGACAGGUGCUCUCCAAGCUGCUAAAAAUAAACUGGAAAAGCAGGUUGAGGAGCUUACUUGGCGCUUGCAACUGGAGAAACGUAUGAGGGCUGAUCUAGAAGAAGCAAAAACACAAGAAAAUGCAAAGCUAAAAGCCACAUUACAGGAGAUGGAGCUUCAAUUUAAGGAAAGCAAGGAGUUGAUUUUUAAGGAGCGUGAGGCUGCAAAGAAAGUAGUUGAACAUAUACCUGUGAUACAAGAGGUGCCAGUUGUUGACAGUGUUGUAGUUGAUAAACUUACUGCUGAAAAUGAGAAACUCAAGGCCUUAGUCAGCUCGCUGGAGAUGAAAAUCGAUGAGACAGAGAAAAAAUUUGAAGAAACUAGUAAACUGAGUGAAGAACGUUUGAAGCAGGCACUGGAUGCAGAAUCAAGAAUGAUAAAACUGAAGACAGACAUGCAAAGGCUUGAAGAGAAAAUAUUUGACAUGGAAUCAGAAAAUAAGAUCCUUAGGAAGCAGUCAUUGUUAACGGCACCUGUUAGCUUUGCUUCAGAAAUUACUCCAGUAUCUGCGUCUCAGAAAUUGCCAAAUGGUCACCUAGUCACUGAAGAUUCUGGAGAACAACAAAGUGCAACUCCAGUCAAGAAAUUAGAUUUUGAAUCUGAAAACAGGAGUGGACGAUCCCACAUAGAACGUCAACAUGAGAAUGUUGAUGCUCUUAUACACUGUGUGACAAAAAAUAUUGGCUUUAGUCAGGGAAAGCCUGUGGCAGCAUUUACAAUUUACAAGUGUCUCCUCCAUUGGAAAUCAUUUGAAGCAGAGAGGACUAGUGUGUUUGAUCGCCUCAUCCAGAUGAUUGGUUCUGCCAUUGAGAAUCAAGAUGAUAAUAAUGAGCAUAUGGCUUAUUGGCUAUCAAAUACAUCAGCUUUGCUAUUCCUUCUGCAACGAAGCCUUAAAGGGUCUGGUGCUACUGGUGGUACAACACAUCGCAAACCUCCACCCCCUACAUCUCUCUUUGGGAGGAUGACAAUGGGUUUCCGUUCCUCUCCUUCCUCCAAUAGUAUUGUUGCGGCAGCAGCUCUUGAUACUGUUCGCCAAGUGGAGGCCAAAUACCCAGCUUUGCUUUUCAAGCAGCAGCUCACUGCUUAUGUGGAGAAAAUCUAUGGCAUUAUUCGUGACAACUUGAAGAGGGAGCUCUCGUCGUUGCUUUCCUUGUGCAUCCAGGCACCUAGAACAUCAAAGGCAGGUUCCCUAAGAUCAGGUCGAUCCUUUGGGAAAGAGUCUGCUAUAAGUCACUGGCAGGGCAUCAUUGAGUGCCUCAACUCACUUCUCGAAAUGUUGAAAGAAAAUUUUGUGCCUCCAGUUCUCUGUCAGAAAAUCUUUACGCAGAUAUUCUCGUAUAUCAACGUACAACUCUUCAACAGUCUCUUACUACGCCGUGAGUGCUGCACUUUUAGUAAUGGGGAAUAUGUGAAAGCUGGAUUAGCAGAGCUGGAACUCUGGUGUGCCCAAGCAAAGGAAGAGUAUGCAGGUUCAUCCUGGGAUGAACUUAAACACAUAAGGCAAGCUGUUGGGUUCCUGGUUAUACAUCAAAAAUACAGGAUCUCUUAUGAUGAAAUAACUAAUGAUCUGUGCCCUGUGUUGAGUGUCCAGCAACUGUACAGAAUAUGUACCCUGUAUUGGGACGACAACUAUAAUACUCGAAGUGUAUCUCCAGACGUUAUUGGGAGCAUGAGAGUCCUAAUGACUGAGGACUCCAACAAUGCCGAUGGCAAUUCCUUUUUGUUAGAUGAUAGUUCCAGCAUUCCCUUCUCAGUCGAUGACAUCUCAGGGUCGCUACAAUCAAAAGAUUUUGUAGACGUAAGACCAGCUGAGGAGCUUCUUGAGAACCUGGACUUCCAGUUUUUACAUGAGUGAGGUUCCAGUUUUUCUACAUCUAUUUUGGCACGUAAAGUAACGGGUGCAACCAUUUUAUUUAUUUGUUUGGAGUCUCAGCAAGCUUGGUGUUAGAUUUAAUUUUAUUCUUUCACACCAUCAUAUAUCUGUAAAUGUGCUCAUAGUGUAGAAGGGGUUAAACUCAUAAAUUUGUAUUUUUCUCCCUUUUUAGUCUUUUUUGUCAAUUCAUUUCUUUGCCUCCCGAUAUCUAUUAGUAGAGGGGGUAAGGUUGUUUUGUUAUUUUGUUUAUGGAAACUAGGGUCAUAGCCAGGUGGUUGAAGUUUUACUCUCUAAAUUUUCUUUCUUUGUACAAAGCGACGAUGUGUAUGAUGAAAAUUAUGCAAUUGUAAUGACAAAUAUUAAGCAAUGAAUAUGGUUCUAUCAGUUUUGCUCUAAA